AUGGCCGGAAGAAACGCUGGGAGGAAUGAUGAGGCUCUUGCUGUAGCUAUGCAGGCAAUGGCUCAAGCGUUCCAGAACCCACCCAUUGCUGACGAGAACGUGGGGUCUCGUAGUCUGGCGACGUUUCAGAGGGAGAACCCGCCUACUUUUCUGGGUAGGUAUGAUCUUGAAGGAGCCUUGGCUUGGUUGAAGGAGAUUGAAAGAAUUUUCAGAGUUAUGGAUUGCACUCUUGUGCAAAAGAUCUGUUAUGGAACUCAUAAGCUGUCAGGUGAAGCCGAUUAUUGGUGGGUGGACACUUGUCUAAGGUUGGAAACUGCGGGCAAGGAGAUUACUUGGGAAGGGUUUCGUAGAGAAUUUCUGAGGAAGUAUUAUCCAGAAGAUGUGCGAGGAAAGAAAGAGAUUGAAUUUCUCGAGUUGAAGCAAGGGAACUUGUCAGUCACGGAGUAUGCUGCUAAGUUCACUGAAUUGGCUAAGUUCUAUCCUCACUAUGAUGGAGCCAAUGCCGAAUUCUCUAAGUGCAUCAAGUUUGAAAAUGGAUUGCGUCCGGAAAUUAAGAAAGCUGUGGGAUAUCAAAAGAUUCGCGUCUUUGCGGAUCUGAUUGAUAGUUGUAGAAUCUUUGAAGAGGACAACAAUGCACACUAUAAGAUCUUGUCUGAGAAGAGAGGAAGGGGUCAACACAGCCGUGGUAAGCCAUAUGAAACUCCGGUUGGAAAAGGGAAACAUAAAGUGAUUCCGAGUCGAAGAACAAGUGAGGGAGAUGCUCCUGCUAAUGUUAUCUGUUUCAAGUGUGGAAAGCCGGGUCACAAGAGUAAUGUGUGUAGGCUUGGUGAAACGAGAUGUUUCCGUUGUGGUAUGCCGGGACAUGCGGCUCGUGAUUGUAAGCAGAAGGAUGUUGUUUGCUUUAACUGUGGGGAAGAAGGACAUAUCAGUGCUAAAUGUCAGAAGCCAAAGAGGGGACAAGAGAGUGGUAAAGUGUUUGCUUUGUCAGGAACUCAGACUACAAAUGAAAAUGGACUUAUUCGAGGUACUUGUUUCAUUAAUAGCAUUCCUUUAAUUACUAUUAUUGAUACCGGUGCCACACACUGUUUUGUUGCUGCGGAUUGUGUUGAAAGAUUGGGUCUUUCCUUGUCUUCCUUGGGUAGAGAUAUGAUUGUUGAGGUUCUCGCUAAGGGAACGGUAUCUACGUCUCUUGCGUGUAAGAGUUGCCCCUUGUCAAUAUUUGGUAAAGAUUUUGUAGUUGAUCUUGUUUGUUUGCCGCUUGUCGGGUUGGAUGUAGUAUUGGGUAUGGACUGGUUGAAAUCCAACUAUGUUCAUAUUAAUUGCUACAACAACACUGUGAGGUUUUCUUCUGCCGAAGAAGAGGGAAGAACAAAAUUGUUAUCCAAGAAACAAUUGAAGGAGUUCAUAGAAGAAGACACGUUUGUGUUCUUGUUAAUGGCAAGCUUGUCUGUGGAGAGUCAGGCUGUAAUUGCGGACUUGUCGGUGGUGUGCAAUUUCCCUGAAGUUUUUCCCGAUGAGAUUCCUAGUGCACCGCCAGAAAGAGAAGUUGAGUUCACUAUUGACCUUGUACCUGGUACUAGACCCAUCUCUAUGGCGCCGUAUAGGAUGUCAGCAUCAGAGUUGGCUGAACUGAAGAGUCAGCUAGAGGAUUUGCUUGAAAGGAAGUUUGUGAGACCUAGUGUAUCACCUUGGGGAGCUCCAGUUUUGCUGGUGAAAAAAAAAGACGGAAGCAUGCGACUUUGUAUUGAUUAUAGACAAUUGAAUAAGGUGACGAUUAAGAAUAGGUAUCCACUCCCAAGGAUCGAUGACUUGAUGGAUCGUUUAGUGGGUGCUCGUAUUUUCAGUAAGAUUGAUCUAAGGUCGGGCUACCAUCAAAUUAAGGUGAAAGAUGAGGACAUUCAGAAAACUGCUUUCAGGACUCGUUAUGGACACUACGAGUACACGGUGAUGCCUUUCGGCGUUACUAAUGCGCCAGGAAUAUUCAUGGAGUACAUGAAUCGCAUUUUCCAUCCUUAUUUGGAUCAAUUUGUGGUGGUGUUCAUAGACGACAUUUUGAUUUAUUCUAAGUCGGAGGAAGAGCAUGUGGAACAUUUGCGUAUUGUUUUGCAAGUGUUGAAAGAGAAGAGAUUGUAUGCUAAGUUGUCUAAGGGUGAGUUUUGGUUGAGAGAAGUUAGCUUUCUUGGUCGUGUUGUUUCCGGUGACGGAAUUGCGGUUGAUCCAUCGAAGAUUGAUGCGGUGUUGCAAUGGGAAGCUCCUACAUCAGUUACUGAGAUAAGAAGUUUCCUAGGCUUGGCAGGUUACUAUAGGAGGUUUAUAGAAGGCUUUUCUAAGUUGGCACUUCCUUUGACUAAGUUAACUUGUAAGGGUGCUGCUUUUGUGUGGGAUGUCUGA
Molecule: messenger RNA, 2391 nt
Organism: Lathyrus oleraceus (garden pea)
Lineage: Eukaryota; Viridiplantae; Streptophyta; Magnoliopsida; Fabales; Fabaceae
Exons: 1
Coding region: 1-2391 (796 amino acids)
Molecular function (GO): zinc ion binding; nucleic acid binding
Source: RefSeq, a predicted model, not a curated record